This is a messenger RNA of Dendroctonus ponderosae (mountain pine beetle), 1469 nucleotides long. RefSeq names its product GMP reductase 1. The transcript has 8 exons. The record is from RefSeq and is a predicted model, not a curated record. NCBI's taxonomy places the organism in Eukaryota, Metazoa, Arthropoda, Insecta, Coleoptera, Curculionidae. Gene Ontology annotation, biological process: nucleotide metabolic process. Bases 154 to 1191 code for a protein of 345 amino acids. Gene Ontology annotation, molecular function: GMP reductase activity. Gene Ontology annotation, cellular component: GMP reductase complex.
GAGUAUUUCGAAAUGGAUUUUCGCCAGUUGAGCGCACACCAGCAGAAUUAAUUUGCUUUUAGUACGUAAUCCUGCAGGCAGUCAGCUGAAAGUUAUUUUUAUCCGUACUCAGGCUUAUUGUCGCGUUCGGGUUUUUUUUUCUCUUGCAUUAAAAUGCCCAACAUUAUCAAUGAAAUCAAGCUGGACUUUAAGGACGUGCUGCUUCGCCCUAAAAGGUCCACAUUGAGGAGUCGCAGUGAUGUGAACUUACAUCGACAUAUUACCUUCAGAAACUCCAAGCAGGAUUAUAAUGGCAUUCCAGUUAUGGCCUCCAAUAUGGAUACUGUUGGAACUUUCGAGAUGGCAAAGGCAUUGUCCAAACACGGUUUGUUCACUUGCAUCCACAAAUACUACAGCGCAGAAGACUGGAAACUAUUCGCCAGCGACAAUCCAGAUGUCAUCAGCAAUGUAGCUGCUAGUUCUGGAAUCGCUCAAAACGACUACAGCAGACUCGUGGAGAUUCUAGCGGCAGUUCCAGCAAUAAAGUUCGUUUGCUUGGACGUAGCUAAUGGAUAUACGCAGUUCUUCGUCGACUACGUGAGGAAAGUGAGGGCGGCAUUUCCAACGCACACAAUUAUCGCUGGAAAUGUUGUAACAGGGGAAAUGGUUGAAGAACUGAUCCUCUCUGGCGCCGAUAUCGUCAAAGUGGGAAUUGGUCCGGGAUCAGUUUGCACCACCCGAAUGAAGACUGGCGUAGGCUACCCGCAACUAUCUGCAGUUAUUGAAUGCGCUGAUGCUGCCCAUGGACUACAAGGGCACAUCAUUGCAGAUGGCGGUUGCACCUGUCCAGGCGAUGUCGCCAAAGCUUUCGGAGCUGGGGCCGACUUUGUAAUGGCCGGCGGAAUGUUUGCAGGUCACGAUCAAUGCGGAGGAGAAGUGAUAGAGAAGAAUGGCAAAAAGUUCAAACUGUUCUACGGAAUGAGUUCGUGCACAGCAAUGAAAAAGUAUGCAGGCGGGGUGGCCGAGUAUCGCUCCUCUGAAGGAAAAACCGUGGAAAUUCCAUAUAAAGGYGAUGUGGAGGAGACCACUUUGGAUAUUCUAGGAGGGCUCAGAAGUGCCUGCACCUAUACMGGGGCGGCCAAGUUGAAAGAGCUGCCCAGAAGGGCCACUUUUGUGCGCUGCACCCAACAAGUCAAUAAUAUAUACAGCUAAACCGGCUAAGAAACUAGGUCAAUUAUUAACGUCUACCAAAGAUGUUCUAAAUCCAAAUUUGUCUGUUUUGUGUACAAUUUUAUAUGCUAUUCUGUAUUAAAUCAGUCGCCGAACGCAUACAGAGGGCUUCUAGCUCCCAACUUUAAUUAUAGCAGACUUCUAAUGGUGCCUUAUAUUGAUUUUAUUUUUUUUAUGAGCGUUUGCGUCUUCAAGCCAAUGUAGCACAAGUUAUUUUCGGCACAAUACGAAAGUUCAAUAAAGUUGUUACAAAAUAUCAA